Molecule: messenger RNA, 5887 nt
Organism: Larimichthys crocea (large yellow croaker)
Lineage: Eukaryota; Metazoa; Chordata; Actinopteri; Sciaenidae
Gene: abcc2
Product: ATP binding cassette subfamily C member 2
Exons: 32
Coding region: 523-5238 (1571 amino acids)
Biological process (GO): transmembrane transport
Cellular component (GO): apical plasma membrane
Molecular function (GO): ATP hydrolysis activity; ABC-type transporter activity; ATP binding
Source: RefSeq, a predicted model, not a curated record
CUGCCUGCCUCUCUCUUUGUUUUCCCUUACAUCCAGUCGUCUGCCUGAAAUGUUGAACUUUAGACGCAUGUGAGUGUCAGUGGGGGUAGUGCAAAGCUGGAUUUUUUCUCAUUGACUUUGCCUGCAGUUUUUUAGUUUUCUCAUUGACCCGACAGGGCUGCGUGCCUGGGCUUCUUUCAGACAUCAAACGAGUCAUAGAGGAAUACGAGAGGACAGCAUUUAAGAACUUCUGCCUAAAACAAAAGAAAUCUAGACUCAGGUUAAGCAUUAACCGCUCUGCUCUUCACAUUGCUUCUGUAGCUCAUGUUGAUAUCUUUUCUCUGCACAAGAACGUUGCAAGGUUGGGCUUCUAUUUAAACGCCUCAUGGCUCAAAGUCCCUCAGAGUCACGUCCUGCAAUUGUCUCUGGAGUGGGUGGACAGGGAAGAUAAUAAGAGCGUUCGAGUCGGCCUCAGCAGCAGUGAGGCAGAGGGCAAGAGGCAUCUGGUUGUCCAGUCAUCUAAGGAAACCAUCAGUGUGGACCAUGUGUGCUGCAGCUCUGGAAGAGUAUUGUGGGUCCAUCUUCUGGAAUACCUCAUAUCUGGACAGAGAAGACCCAGACCUCCCAGUAUGUGUAGAGCAGACGGUGCUGGUCUGGAUCCCCCUGGGGUUUCUGUGGCUCUGUGCCCCAAUGCACCUGGUGUCUCUCUGCAGGAGGACACAAAUGAGCACAAAACACCUGUCCAAGAUCUACCUUUGCAAACAGCUUGUGGUGUCUCUGUUGUUCCUGACAGCCAUAGCAACCCUGGCAGUCACAUUAGGAGAGGAUUUUGGUCCUAUUAAAGACCCCCCUUCAACUGUGAAAAAUCCUGGUGUAUUCUACGCAAACCCCAUCUUGUACGCUGUCACAUGGACCCUGCUGAUGUUGUGUCAGGAAGGAGUGAGGCGGAGGGAAGGAUCAGUGGACUCCGCCACUCUCUUUGUCUUCUGGUUGCUCCUUGUUCUGUGCGACAUCUUCCCUUUCCAGACCCUCCUACGAGAGGCACUCAAGCUGGGAGAAAUCAGUGAUGUUCCUCGCUUCUGUCUUUUCUACAUUUCCUUUGGGCUGGAACUGAUUGCACUUGUUCUUUCUGCUAUUCCUGAUAUUCCACGAGAUGCUGAGGAGCAUGUAAAAAAGAAUCCUGAGGCAGGUGCAGCAUUUUUGAGCAGAAUCACUUUCAACUGGUUUAACAGUAUGGUGUGGAAGGGGUACAAGCAACCCUUGGUUCAGGAGGACAUGUGGGAGCUGAAUGAGAUAGAUAGCACUUCUUACAUCAACAAGCGUUUCCAGAAUAUCCUGCAGUCAGAGUUGGCAGCAGCUCGAGUCCGUUACCAAAAAAAUUUGAAGAAGAAACGUGAUGGGAACAGAGACAAAGCCCAGGAAGAGGCCUGUAAAGCUGGCCUCUCCAGCGGUCUGGGGAAAGGCGUCAGCCAGGACGUGCUGAUGAUGGAGGAAAAGGGAAACAAAAAAGAUGAAAAGAAGAAGAAAAAGGACAAAAAGAAGGAGAAGGAAGACUAUCCCAAUUCAUGGCUGAUCACUACCAUUUACAAGACCUUUAAAUGGAUUCUGAUAGAAUCUGCCUUCUUCAAACUUAUACAGGACUUGCUGACUUUUGCCAGUCCUCAACUCCUAAAAUUGAUGAUCUCCUUUACUCAAGACAAAGACAGUUAUGUCUGGGAAGGAUAUCUGUAUGCAGUGCUGCUGCUGGUCGUGGCCAUUUUUCAGUCUCUCUUGCUGCAGCAGUACUUCCAGCGCUGUUUUGUGCUAGGGAUGAAGGUUCGCACUGCCAUCAUGGCUACAGUGUACAAAAAGGCAUUGGUGGUGUCUAAUGAAGCUCGUAAAGAGUCAACAGUUGGGGAAACGGUGAACCUGAUGUCAGCAGACGCUCAGCGCUUUAACGAUGUGACCAACUUUAUCCACCUGCUGUGGUCCUGCCCUCUACAGAUCAUUCUGUCCAUUGUUUUCCUGUGGCUGGAGUUAGGACCAUCUGUGUUGGCAGGACUGGCAGUCAUGGUGCUGAUGGCACCUAUUAAUGGACUGUUAGCCACUAAGGCCAGAAAUAUCCAGAUAGAGAACAUGAAGUUCAAAGACAAGAGACUGAAAAUUAUGAACGAAAUACUCAAUGGGAUCAAGAUUCUGAAACUGUAUGCAUGGGAGCCAUCCUUCCAGGUGCAGGUAGAAGACAUUAGGGGGGAAGAACUAAAGGUUAUGAGGAAGUUUGCCUACCUGUCAUCUGUCGCCACCUUCAUCUUCAGCUGUGCUCCAGCCCUGGUUUCUCUGGCCACCUUCGCAGUGUUUGUAGGGGUGAGCAAUGACAAUGCAUUGACUGCUGAGAAAGCUUUCACUUCCAUCUCUCUAUUCAACAUCCUCCGAUUUCCGCUGGCCAUGCUGCCCAUGCUCAUUGCCGCCAUGGUGCAAACGACAGUGUCUAGGAAGCGCUUGGAGAAGUUUCUGGCCGGUGAAGACCUUGACAGUGACAUUGUGCGCCAUGACCCCAGUUUCAACUCUGCUAUUAGCAUUUGUGACGGUUCCUUUGCAUGGGAAAAAGAAGCUGAGCCUAUGCUGAAAAAUGUGUCUUUGGAUAUUAAGCCAGGUCGGUUGGUAGCAGUAGUCGGUGCUGUAGGCUCAGGAAAAUCCUCUCUCAUGUCAGCCCUUCUGGGAGAGAUGCACAGCACAAAAGGCUUUAUCAACAUUCAGGGUUCCCUUGCCUUUGUGCCACAGCAGGCCUGGAUCCAAAAUGCCACUCUAAGGGAUAAUAUCCUGUUUGGCUCUCCCCAUGAGGAGAGGAGGUUCCAGGAGGUGAUACAGGCCUGUGCCCUGGCUCCGGACCUGGAGCUCCUGCCUGGUGGUGAUCUCACUGAGAUUGGAGAGAAAGGCAUCAACCUAUCAGGGGGUCAGAAGCAGCGUGUGAGCUUGGCCCGGGCAGCUUACAGUAAGGCUGAUAUUUACCUGUUAGAUGAUCCCCUGUCUGCUGUGGACUCCCAUGUGGGAAAGCAUCUCUUUGAGAAAGUGAUUGGACCCAAUGGCAUACUCAAAGACAAGACUCGUGUCUUGGUGACUCAUGGAGUCAGCUUCCUGCCAUAUGUAGAUGAAAUAGUGGUCUUGGUGGAUGGCGUGAUUUCCGAGGUGGGAUCCUACAACAGCCUUCGUGCCAACAAAAGAGCCUUUUCUGAGUUUCUAGACACAUAUGCCAAAGAGAAAAGCAAUCACACUGAUUCAGAGUCAGCCCGUUGCCAGGACACUACAGAUGUAGAGCUCAUCCCUGAAAGAGAGGACACUCAACCUGACUCUCCUUUGGAAGACGCAGUUUCUUUUACACUGAAAAGAGAAAGCAGUAUCCGCCGCAGCCAGCGCAAUGGAAGUGUCAGACUAAGAAAAAAUAGUACCCUAAAGAAAUCGGAGGAUUUUGGUGAAUUAAAGAAAGGCCAGAAGCUAAUAGAGAAGGAAACUAUGGAAACAGGCCAGGUGAAGUUCUCAGUGUACCUUCAGUACCUGCGUGCCAUGGGCUGGGGAUAUUCUGUCUUGGUCUUUGUGGUUUACUUCAUCCAGAACAUUGCAUUCAUCGGUCAAAACCUGUGGCUGAGUGACUGGACCAAUGAUGCAGUGCACUACUUCAACAAGACAUACCCUGCUUGGAAGAGGGACACCAGGGUGGGAGUGUUUGGAGCUCUGGGAGUGGCUCAGGGCUUUUUUGUGUUCCUUGGUACACUGCUCCUGGCCAAUGCUUCAGUCAAUGCGUCUCGCAUUCUGCAUUCAAGGCUGCUUAACAACAUGCUGCGGGUUCCCAUGGUGUUCUUUGAUACCACACCCAUUGGAAGGGUGGUCAACCGUUUUGCAAAGGACAUUUUCACAGUUGACGAAGCCAUUCCACUGUCCUUCCGCUCCUGGCUCCUGUGUCUUCUGGGUGUACUGGGAACACUUUUUGUCAUCUGUCUGGCCACACCUUUUUUCACCAUCAUCAUCAUUCCUUUGGCACUACUCUACUACUUUGUACAACGAUUCUAUGUAGCAACUUCAAGACAGCUGCGACGGCUGGACUCAGUGUCUCGCUCUCCUAUAUACUCACACUUUAGUGAGACAGUGUCAGGUCUGUCGGUGAUAAGAGCAUACGGCCAUCAAGAAAGGUUUCUCAAGCACAACGAAAUAACCAUUGAUGGAAACCUCAAGAGCGUCUACCCGUGGAUAGUGUCAAACAGGUGGCUGGCCAUCCGUCUGGAGUUCCUUGGAAACCUGGUGGUGUUUUUCGCUGCACUGUUCGCAGUCAUUUCCAGAGAUUCUUUGGAUAGCGGCCUGGUUGGCCUGUCUAUAUCCUACGCCCUUAAUGUAACCCAGACCCUUAACUGGCUGGUGAGAAUGACUUCAGAGUUGGAGACCAAUAUCGUAGCUGUGGAGAGAGUGAGUGAAUACAGCGAGCUCAAGAAUGAGGCUGAGUGGGUAACUGACACUCGACCUACAGAGAAGUGGCCUGAGGAAGGAAGGUUACGCUUUGACAACUACAAAGUCCGUUACAGACCUGAAUUAGACCUGGUGCUGCAUGGAAUCACCUGUGACAUUGGCAGCACUGAAAAGAUCGGUAUAGUGGGACGCACAGGAGCUGGUAAAUCAAGCCUGACCAACUGCCUGUUUAGAAUUAUUGAAGCCGCUGAAGGUCGUAUCCUCAUAGAUGACCUGGACAUUUCCAAAAUAGGCCUGCAUGACCUCAGGAACAGGAUCACGAUCAUACCACAGGAUCCAGUGUUGUUCUCCGGGACGCUGAGGAUGAACCUUGAUCCAUUUGAUAAAUUCAGUGAUGAGGACAUCUGGAGAGUACUGGAGCUCUCCCAUCUGAAGGCCUAUGUAUCAGGGCUGCAUGAAGGAUUGCAACAUGAAGUCGCAGAGGGGGGAGAGAACCUCAGUGUUGGGCAGAGGCAGCUGCUGUGUCUGGCCCGAGCACUGCUGAGGAAGUCCCGUAUCUUAAUCUUGGAUGAGGCCACAGCAGCGGUUGACCUGGAGACGGACAACUUAAUUCAGAAUACCAUCCGCAAAGAGUUUUCACAAUGCACUGUCCUCACCAUCGCCCACCGCCUGCACAGCAUCAUGGACAGCUCCAGGGUAAUGGUACUUGAUGCUGGUAAAAUAGUGGAAUUUGAUUCGCCGAGCAACCUGCUGGAAAAACAAGGCCAUUUCUAUGACAUGGCAAAGGAUGCUGGAAUAAAGUCAGAGGACACCUCAGUUCUCUGAUUUUGCACUUUUUCUUAUGAUUUAAUUCCAUAAAUUGUUUUUGUCGUUUGAUUAAAAAAGAUGGAUUGUGCUUCGAUAUAAAGACAUAUUGUAAUAUCUGUAUUUAUAAGAAAAAUAAAAAAAUAAUUCAUAUUCUGUAUGUAAAUCAUUUUAUAUGGGAACAAUAAAUAUUCUUUCUCAAAUGCUGCUCGAUUGUUUUUAAUAAAGAGAACUACUACAGAAGUUAAAAUUUGAAAAUCUGUGUCAAAUUGAAAAUAUGCCGCAGAGGUAGAUGAUUCAUAGAAGAUUCAUACACUCUCAUGUAUGUACAGAACAGUAAGUACACUAUGAUGCUCCAGCUAACAGCUAAAAACACACAGUCAAAUUAUAGGGGAGAAACACACUGAAUAUAGCAUGCCCCCAGAAGCAGACAGGGAUGAAGGCACAGAAGCAUUGAGAGUUAUGCACUGCUGUGGACAGGUUCAACAGAAAAACAUAUUUUAAACACAUAAAAAAGGCUCACUUAAAAAAAAAAAAAAAAACAUAUCACUGUAUGUUAUAUUAGCAAUAUUUUCACUACUCGUCAUCAGACAGCCAAAUAUCAAUUUAAGGGAUCCACUCUCAAGGUAAUACAUUUAAGUCACUCCAUUGUCCUCCUAAGUAACAAAAC